AUGGCUAACGGUGGUGGUAGUAGUGAUAAUAAGAAGGUACUCCAUGCUGCGGAUGAGGCGGAGAGGGCGGCUAAGGAAAGAAGGCGUGUGAUGGAGGAGAAGAGACGAAAGAUAGCGGCUGAAAAGGAAUUGUCUGAGGAAGACCAGCAACUUAAGAGCCUUCUUGAGAAGCAGGUUGAGACCAUUACUUCAGGGCCAGCGGGUGAUAUUGAAUCGGCUAUCCAAGCUAUUGGGCAGGAGAUGCGGUCAGCGGCGAGCAGUAUGACUUCUGUACCCAAGCCUUUGAAGUUCCUGAGGGCACAUUUCACUGCCUUGGCUGCAGCUUAUGAGACGAUGCCUGAUAGUGGGGUUAGGAAGGAACUGGCAGAUGUCCUUGCAGUUCUCUCUACGACCAUACCACUGGAGAGGUCUCAAGAGAAACAGGCGAAGGCUGGCGAUGAUGAAGGCGUCACUGCUUCGGUGGCCUCCUCUGAGGAAGCACCUAAGGAGGCGGAGAGCAGUGCCAAGGGGGAGCAGUCUUCUGCUAUAGGGCACGUGAAGAAGGGAGCUAGUCUACGAUAUCGAUUGGCUGGUACCAAUGAGGACAUCACUAAGUGGGGCAUGGAGUUUAUGAAGACCAUCUCAGGGGAGAUAGCGACUGAGUACCAGAGUCGCAUGACUGAAGGCAUGGACGUUACUGAGCUCAUAAGGCUGGUGGAUCAAAUAGUCCCGUAUAACAUGAGCCAUAGUGCGGAGACUGAGGCGGUGGACCUCCUGGCUGAGACUGAUGGCAUCGACAAGCUCGCUAAGUUGGUGGAUAGUGUCACGGCUCCGAGGGUCUGCCAGUACUUGGUCGGAUUGGCCCAUUUCGCUGCCAACACGGAGGAGAGGAGGGUGCUUCUCAAUGUGACAUAUCAGAUUUUCACACAAAUGAAGGACCUCCCCAGUGCUCUGAUAAUUGCCAUGAGAAUGAACAAUUUUGGUAGAGUUCGUGAGACUAUGAAGGCUGCCAUUGAUGUGAAGGAGGACAGGUCUAUAGCCCGACAAAUGUGUUAUAUAUAUGCUCGGUCCUCGGGUAGAGCCAGUGGGGGUGCGCUGCAGGCUGCUGAGGAGUUGGGUCUAGACGAGGACGAGGACGCUGAUUUGAUAUCCAUCUUGUCUAACGAAAGCCUCUCUACUACUUACCAUAACCUGGCCAAGGACCUGGAUGUAGUUGAAGCCAAGGCCCCAGAGGACGUGUACAAGACUCACCUCGAGGAGCGUGGGAGGAACCCUGCCACUUCUGUGAUAGACUCGGCUAAGCAGAACCUGGCAUCGACCUACGUCAAUGCCUUGGUGAAUGUGGGCUUUGGUACGGACAAGCUGAUGACUGUGGAAGGCAGUCAAUGGCUUUAUAAAAAUAAGGAUAGAGGCAUGCUGGCAGCGGCGGCAUCAUUAGGCUCUAUCAUGUUGUGGGAUGUGGAUGAGGGUCUCGCACAGAUCGAUAAGUAUCAAUGGUCGGAAAACAUCAACGUGAAGGCCGGCGCCAUGCUGGGCUUCGGCUUGGCCUCGACUGGUGUUACUUCCGACGUUGACCCCGCCUGGGCCCUUCUGGCCGAGCAGUUGGAUAGUAACGAGCCCCUUGUCAAAAUGGCGGCGGUGAUGGGCCUCGGCUUUGCCUAUUCUGGGUCCCGCCGAGAGGACCUUGCCGAGAACCUCACCCCCAUCGUGGUCGACACUGAGGCUGGCUCGCUGGCCCUCUCCGCUUUGGCUUCUGUCUCCUUGGCAUUGGUCUUCGUUGGCACGGGCAACACCGAUAUUAAAGAUAUCAUCAUGGCGACUAUUCAGGAGAGGCAGGAGGUCGGACUGUCAUUGACGGCGCACUUUGGAGGAACUUUGGCCUUGGGCAUCCUCUAUCUACAGUGCGGGUCUGUCCUUCCAGCGGAAGGAGGCGAUAAGGCUAUGCCUGACCGCAGCCCAGUGGAGGAUUUGUUAGAGGAGGUGGAGCAGAGCGUUAAAGAUGAGAAACUCCGGAAGCUCUGCACUGUUGUGGUGAAGUCUUGCGGGUAUGCUGGCAGUGGCGAUGUGCUGAGGGUCCAGGAGCUCCUGCAUUUGUUGGCGGAGACCCCUGACACAAAUAAGCAGGGAGGAGGGGAUAAUGCUGAUGGUCAAGCGGUGGGGACUGAGGACAACUCGCCAGAUGAGGUUGAUGAUGACGUUGGAGGUAGGCCAAUGGAUGAAGUGACGAUGUUACGGUAUGGGUCAGAUGACGCUAAGGCUGCAGCUGAGCGUGCGGCCCGGUACUACCAAGUAGCUGGCGUGCUCGGUAUUGGCCUCAUUGCAUUGGGGGAGGAGAUCGGCACUGAGAUGACCGUACGAGCGAUGGACAAUAUACUACAGUACUGCCCUCCUACCAUCAAGCGAGGAGUGCCCCUCACGUUGGCUAUGUUGUUCGCGAGUAAUCCCAAGUACACUAUCAUAGACACCCUCUCGAGACUGUCCCAUGACGCUGACAAUGAGGUAGCAGAAUGUGCUAUACUAAGCAUGGGUAUUGUUGGCGCCGGUACGAACAACUCUCGUUUGGCUGGUCUGCUUCGUCAACUUGCUGCCUAUUAUGCCAACAGUCCCAACGCCCUCUACGCUACGAGAAUUGCUCAGGGGAUGCUAUAUUGCGGAAAGGGUUUGGUGUCCCUGAGCCCACUUCACAGUGAUCGCUAUCUGAUCAACCCCACCUCCCUUGCCUCUAUGCUGGUAGUCCUCUUCGCUGGUGCUCUCAACAUCGACAAGACCCUCUUCGGUUCACAGUAUCACUUCAUGCUCUACUACCUCGUACCCUGCAUAUACCCGCGUAUGGUGGUCACCCUACUGGAUAAGGAAGACGGCAGCGAGCCCGAGCCUAUCAGUGUGCCGGUUCGAGUCGGCCAAGCUGUCGAUACCACUGGUAUUGCUGGUAAACAGGCGAAGGCCAUCACUGGUUUCCAAACCCAUACUACCCCGGUAUUGUUAUCAUGCACUGACCGUGCCGAGCUAGCGACUGAGGAGUAUAUACCAGUCACCAAGGUUAUCGAGGGAUUUGUUAUCAUCAAGAAGAAUAAAGACUUCAAAGCAGAGGAAUUGGAGGCACCACGAAAGUGAUUCGAACAGGA
Perkinsus marinus ATCC 50983 is the source of this 3104-nucleotide messenger RNA. RefSeq names its product 26S proteasome regulatory subunit RPN1, putative. Gene Ontology annotation, cellular component: proteasome complex; nucleus; proteasome regulatory particle, base subcomplex. The coding region runs from base 1 to 3093 and encodes 1030 amino acids. The transcript is spliced from 27 exons. The record is from RefSeq and is a predicted model, not a curated record. NCBI's taxonomy places the organism in Eukaryota, Perkinsozoa, Perkinsida, Perkinsidae. Gene Ontology annotation, molecular function: enzyme regulator activity. Gene Ontology annotation, biological process: proteasome-mediated ubiquitin-dependent protein catabolic process; regulation of protein catabolic process.